Molecule: messenger RNA, 7690 nt
Organism: Castor canadensis (American beaver)
Lineage: Eukaryota; Metazoa; Chordata; Mammalia; Rodentia; Castoridae
Source: RefSeq, a predicted model, not a curated record
GCCUCGGAGCAGGCGACGGCGAGCGGGAGCCGGAACGCCGGUCCAGCCGCAGCGCGCCGAGGAACCCGGGCUGUGCCCGGAGCUGGGCGGCAACGUCCGAACAGCCCCGAGACUGUGCUUAGCGCAUUGCGGCGACCUCGCCUUCCCGGCCGCGAGUGCGCGCCGCAGCUGGAGAAGCAGCGGAGCCCGUGGACUUUUCUCCGGUCCGAGGGGCACCCUGCAGGGCGCAGCGUACCGGUGCUGCAGUCGGACAAGCAGCGGCGCAGGGGUCCCCGAAGGGCGAUGGAGCGGGGGCUACCAGAAGCGUGAGGCGCCGUCGCUGGGUUCUGGAGAGGGGGGGCGCGAGGUCUGGAGACCCCGGGCGGCGGACGGGAGCCCUCCCCCCGCGCCCCGCCUCCGGGGCACCAGCUCCGGCUCCAUUGUUCCCGCCCGGGUUGGAGGCGCCGAGCACCGAGCGCCGCCGGGAAUCGAGCGCCGGCCGCCGGGCUUUCGCGACACCGCAAGGACCCGAACGGAGUCCGGGGGGCGACGGGCCGGAGCGCGGCACGCGGGCACCCGCCUGCCUGCCCAAGCCACGGCGAGCUCUCCAGAGGCGGAACCCAAGCGCCAAGUGAGAGUCAACCUGAGAAGGACGAUCGAGCUCAAGAUCGAUCCAUGGAGGUGUGGAGCCUUGACACCAACCUCUAACUGCAGAACUGGGAUGUGGAGCUGGAAGUGCCUCCUCUUCUGGGCUGUGCUGGUCACAGCCACACUCUGCACUGCCAGGCCGGCCCCGACCUUGCCUGAACAAGCUCAGCCCUGGGGAGCCCCCGUGGAAGUGGAGUCCCUCCUGGUCCACCCUGGUGACCUGCUGCAGCUUCGCUGUCGGCUGCGGGAUGAUGUGCAGAGUAUCAACUGGCUGCGAGACGGGGUGCAGCUGGUGGAGAGCAACCGUACCCGCAUCACAGGGGAGGAGGUGGAGGUGCGGGACUCUGUGCCGGCCGACUCCGGCCUCUACACUUGCGUGACCAGCAGCCCCUCUGGCAGUGACACCACCUACUUCUCCGUCAAUGUCUCAGAUGCUCUCCCCUCUUCAGAGGAUGAUGACGAUGAUGACGACUCCUCCUCAGAGGAGAAAGAGACAGAUAACACCAAACCAAACCGUAUGCGUGAGACACUGUUUCCUACCUUGCUGCCUUUGGGGCCUGGAGUUGGGUCUAAGAGAGAGGGGGCCUGGCAGAAGCAGGAGGGAAGCAGAGGGCAUAUGGGGUCAUGGUGUCUGGCUGCUAUCCCUCUAAAUGUCCUGAUGAGUGCCGGUCAUUGCUCACAGGUGCGGGGCAGAUGGGCAAGGUGCCAGCUGGUUCUGUCUAGGCCCUUGCUCCAGAGCCUGUCCAUUACCCAAACCCCUUCUUGUCUCUCUUGGUUUUCACUGGCAGCCGUAGCUCCAUAUUGGACAUCCCCAGAAAAAAUGGAAAAGAAAUUGCAUGCAGUGCCAGCUGCCAAGACAGUGAAGUUCAAAUGCCCUUCCAGUGGGACGCCCAACCCCACACUGCGCUGGCUGAAAAAUGGCAAAGAGUUCAAACCUGACCACAGGAUUGGGGGCUACAAGGUCCGUUAUGCCACCUGGAGCAUCAUAAUGGAUUCCGUAGUGCCCUCUGAUAAGGGCAACUACACCUGCAUCGUGGAGAACGAGUAUGGCAGCAUUAACCACACCUACCAGCUCGAUGUUGUGGAGCGGUCCCCUCACCGGCCCAUCCUGCAGGCAGGGUUGCCUGCCAACAAGACAGUGGCCCUGGGCAGCAAUGUGGAGUUCAUGUGUAAGGUGUACAGUGACCCACAGCCCCACAUCCAGUGGCUAAAGCACAUCGAGGUGAAUGGGAGUAAGAUUGGUCCGGACAACCUGCCUUAUGUUCAGAUCUUGAAGACUGCCGGAGUUAACACCACCGACAAAGAGAUGGAGGUGCUUCACUUGCGAAAUGUCUCCUUUGAGGACGCAGGGGAGUAUACGUGCUUGGCGGGUAACUCUAUCGGACUCUCCCAUCACUCUGCAUGGUUGACCGUUUUGGAAGCCCUGGAAGAAAGACCAGCUGUGAUGACAUCACCCCUGUACCUGGAGAUCAUCAUCUACUGCACGGGGGCCUUCCUCAUCUCCUGCAUGGUGGGCUCUGUGGUCAUCUACAAGAUGAAGAGCGGCACCAAGAAGAGUGACUUCCACAGCCAGAUGGCCGUGCACAAGCUGGCCAAGAGCAUCCCUCUGCGCAGACAGGUAACAGUGUCAGCUGAUUCUAGCGCGUCCAUGAACUCUGGGGUUCUUCUGGUCCGGCCCUCACGUCUCUCCUCCAGUGGGACUCCCAUGCUAGCUGGGGUCUCUGAAUAUGAGCUUCCUGAAGAUCCCCGCUGGGAGCUACCCCGGGACAGACUGGUCUUAGGCAAGCCCCUGGGAGAAGGCUGCUUUGGGCAGGUGGUGUUAGCAGAGGCCAUUGGACUGGACAAGGACAAACCCAACCGUAUAACCAAAGUGGCUGUGAAAAUGCUGAAGUCGGACGCAACAGAGAAGGACCUGUCAGAUCUCAUCUCAGAGAUGGAGAUGAUGAAGAUGAUUGGGAAGCACAAAAACAUCAUCAACCUGCUGGGGGCCUGCACACAGGAUGGUCCUCUGUAUGUCAUCGUGGAAUAUGCCUCCAAGGGCAACCUGCGGGAGUACCUGCAGGCCCGGAGGCCUCCGGGGCUAGAGUACUGUUACAAUCCCAGCCAUAACCCGGAGGAGCAGCUCUCUUCCAAGGACCUGGUAUCCUGUGCCUAUCAAGUGGCCCGAGGCAUGGAAUAUCUUGCCUCCAAGAAGUGCAUACACCGAGAUCUAGCUGCCAGGAAUGUCCUGGUAACAGAGGACAAUGUGAUGAAGAUCGCAGACUUCGGCCUAGCUCGGGACAUUCACCAUAUCGACUACUAUAAAAAGACUACCAAUGGCCGGCUGCCUGUGAAGUGGAUGGCGCCUGAGGCAUUGUUUGACCGGAUCUACACCCACCAGAGUGAUGUGUGGUCUUUUGGGGUGCUCCUGUGGGAAAUCUUCACUCUGGGUGGCUCCCCAUACCCUGGUGUGCCUGUGGAGGAGCUUUUCAAGCUGUUGAAGGAGGGCCAUCGGAUGGACAAGCCCAGUAACUGCACCAAUGAGCUGUACAUGAUGAUGCGGGACUGCUGGCAUGCGGUGCCCUCUCAGAGGCCUACCUUCAAACAGCUGGUAGAAGACCUGGAUCGCAUUGUGGCCCUGACCUCCAAUCAGGAGUAUCUGGACCUGUCAAUGCCCCUGGACCAGUACUCUCCCAGCUUCCCUGACACCCGAAGUUCUACCUGCUCCUCGGGGGAGGAUUCCGUCUUCUCUCAUGAGCCGUUGCCUGAGGAGCCCUGUCUGCCCCGACACCCAACUCCGCUUGCCAAUGGCGGACUCAAACGACGCUGACUACCAGCCUCCCGUUUCCUGCCCAAGCUCCAUCAUCAGCUGUGUCCCUCACCCACAGCUCCCUUCUGGACUGAACUGCCUUUCCCCUUCUCCUUUCCUGUUGGCAGGGGCCAGCCACCUUGUGUGGCCUUCCUCCUCUUCCUCUCAACCUGCUUGUGAGAGAUAGGAGCAAAGAGGCAGGUACUUGCCGGUGGCCACGUCCUUUUUUGGACCAAGACCCCUCCCUGCCGCUGGCGCUGUCUGGAGAGCCAGGGAGUGGGAUGAACAGGCUGGCAGCGAGAGCUUCCCUGGCAUUCUUGUGUUGCUUUGUCUGUUUCAUCCUGACUUGUCAGCCCCUUGUGUUCUGGUGGCAGGUGCCUUGUCCUUGGGGCUACAGCAGCAGGGAGGUCACUGCUUCGGGCCUCGAUUGAAGGUGACUUCUGCUCCAGAUGGAUGGUACCAGUGGCUUAUUAAUUCCAAUACUAAUUUGCUUUGCUGACCAAAUACCUGGUACCAGAGGAUGUUGAGGCAAAGACUGGGAGCAGUGAUGGAACCUUGGGGCCCAGCCCUGAGUUGGGGGCUUUGUACAUAGCUAUGAAGAAAACACAAAGUGUAUAAAUCUGAGUAUAUAUUUACAUGUCUUUUUAAAAGGGUCGUUACCAGAGAUUUACCCAUUGGGUAUGGUGCCUCUAGUGGCUGGGAGGCAUCAGUUGCUAUAUAUUAAAAACAAAGAAAAAAGGAAAAAAAAAAAAAAGGAAAAUGUUUUUAAAAAGGUCAUAUAUUUUUUGCUACUUUUGCUGUUUUAUUUUUUUAAAUUAUGUUCUAAACCUAUUUUCAGUUUAGGUCCCUCAAUAAAAAUUGCUGCUGCUUCAUUUUUAUAUGGGCUGUGUGAAAAGGGAACAGAUGUCCAUGGAAAGGAGGGAGACCAAGGGGCUGUGUCCAGUGGGUAGUGCAUGCUUCCUGCCUUUCCUUGUGACCUCCUCCUCCUAGGUCGCGCACAUUGGCAUUGUGGGCAGAGCUUUCUGCCCUUGCCUCGGAGUUGCUGGGCAGAGAGCCAAGGCCACAGCAGCCUGCAACCACAGAUUGCUUCCUCGGAGGAAACUGGGAGGAAGGGGGUCCUGGAAUAGCCAAGGGGUAGAGCUAAAGUGAUUAAGGGGAAAGCUAAGGAUUAUGCAAUGAGGAUCUGUAGAACCUGAAACCCAGAUAGAUUUUCAUUCAGCCUUCUGCUCUGUGUGGGCAUGCUUUGGCCUAUGAGGGAAAAUUUGUCACCUAAGGUUAAUUCUACAUUCAGGUCCCCAGCUGUCUUCUUCAACCUAUUGUGUUCAUUAUCCUCCCCCAGAUGGUCCUUCCUGUCUCUAUGUGACCAGGUCUUGGCUUGCUAUAGAUCUUCUUUUGCAAACUCCACCCAUGCCUCAGGAAAGGGAAAAGAAGUCUGUUUGUUUUGGGGUUUUGGCUGCUUGGAAACUUCUGCCACCUACUGGUUGUUACUGUCCUCACCAAGUAGAUUCUGGCUCCUGGCACCUUUUUUCAGCCAAGUACUCUUUAAAGCUUACUUUUGGUUUGGUUACUGCUAAAUGUAAAGAGUUCAGUAUGCUUUCAUUCUAUAGGGAAAAUGAGAUUGCUGCUUUAAGUUUUGUUUUUAAGAUGGGUAUUUUUUGGCAGCUGCAGUGUUGGUCACCAUUGUAAAAGUCUUUGUUUCUCUCUGUAUACAUGCAACAUACUACAAAUUGUGUUUAUGUUUAAAUGAGGACAUAAUUUGGUGAGCAGAGCCAGGAAAUGAAUUUUAGCUCUUAAAAUCAUUUGCUUUGAGAUAAUAUGGUAGUGUCUUUCCUUGUAAAAGACUAAUGAUAACUUCUACCUCAGCCCUACUUCCCACGAUGUUGUAUGAAUGGAUGAAGAAUCUAUAAAGGGUUUUGUAUGCCUCCAGAAGAGGUGCUAGAGAAGUGUAAGGCACAACAGUGAUGUCCUUGCUGUUGCUAUUCAAAUCACCCACGAAUUUCCCCAGAGAGUCUGAGCUGGCUGACAAAUAAAAGAUAGUGAAAUUGACCUGAGAGAAAAUGAAAUGGCUAUUUUACUUAGAUGACCGGAUUGGGUCUCUUGAGAAAAGGAGUCCAGUUAUCUAAUGAAGAUGUUGUGCUGUCAAAGUGCUGAAUCUGUCUGGUUUCCUGAGGGCUAAAGGAUUAGGGCCUCGGAUCCCAUAGCACUGAUCAAUACUGCCCUUCUAUCUUUCCUCAUUGCCGGAGGCUAGAGAUCAUCAGUCCCGUGGCACAGCUAAUGUAAUGUAUUGAUCGCAGGUAAAUAAGAUUGAACAUAGAUGAAGCAAGAAGUCUAUCUUAAUGGUAAUGGAUGGAGUCACUGUUUAUCAGCCACCACUGGGUGGAGCCAGCAAGCUAAAAUCCCCAGCAGCAUUAGGAAAUGCGCCAGUCUCUCUGAAGUAACAUUCUUCUGACCUUCCCUGGUGCUGAGUGGGAGUCUUUGACCUGGGUCUAGCAUCCAGAGCAUUGGCUGGACGUCACUGAUAUGAGUUGUAAUGAUUAAAGUACAGAAUUAGACAUACACAAGUACCAGGCCAUAAAUGUCAGGUGCCACCAGCAAUUACUGUAGCAGAAUUCUGUGUGUGUGAGAAGCAGGACACAUCUAACAUCAUUGCAGGUGGAUGUUAGGAACUGAAAUCAUACCCAGUAAGAUUAUUAGCAGCUGGUUUGAAACAAGGUAUCUGCAUCUGCAGGGAAGAGUAGCAAGCAGUGAGAAAGGAAGGAGCUUUUACAGUAACCUGACCGCCCUUCCAUUCUGUCAGCUGAUGGGACCCAGAAAGGGGCAAGAUCUGCAAGAAUGGAGAUGUUAAGGAGAACUCAGUCUGGGGCACUUGGUUGGCCCUUAACAGCAUUCAGAACAGUACAGUACUGCCUCCUAGAUGCAGGCCCUGACACGGAAUUGAUGCAUGUAAUGGUGUGCUGCCAGUUGUAGAGUGUUAGUUGUCUCGUCACUCCAGAAGGGCUAUGGCUAGAGCCCACUGUGCACAUCACUUCCCAAAUCCACACUGUUUAGUGAUCUCAUGUUAAUAGCUGGGCAUCUGCAAAUGCUGGGACAAUUUCUCCCUCAGAGUUGGUUCCUUAUCAUUUACCAUAGCACCACCAUUAAGUUUCUGCAUAGGGCUAGGUCUAACAAAUACAACCAAGCACCUAAAUGAUGAGAACAAAGAAACCUCUGAUUUUUGCUAGGGUAAGCUAUUAUCAUAAGAAUGAAAAGUGGUAUCAAGUGUCUUAUACCUAGAUGUUAAAACAGGUGGAAACCAACUGGAGCCACAAGUGACGAGGGCCCUUCAACCUAACCAUUCCCAUUCUGCUCACAGGGAAAGCCAGAGAGUCCCAUGGCACAAAAGAAUCAUGCACCUGAAACAGGAUCAAGCAAGUUAACUGGCUAAUAAUCCCUUUCCCACAUUUAAUACCUAAAAUGUGCACUAAGUAAAAUAAACAUCCAUCAUCUUAAAAAUGGCAAGUUUUUAUUGUCAGUCACCUGGCUAGGCCUGUGUUAAGGUCCAUGGGAUGCUGUAUUUGCAUAUAGGGAUCCGUCAUCCUUAAAGAGCUGGAGUUUUUAGCAGGACAGGGCAGAGUUUUUCCUCUGGUGGAAAAGUUGAGGAAGUGUUUUUAGUUUCUUCUGUUGUUUUGGUAGUAUUGGGGUUUGAAAUCAGGGCUUUGAGCUUGCUAGACAGGCAUUCUACCACUAGAACCAUACCUCUAAGCACGGUUUCUGAUUUUUUUGAGACGGCAUCUCACUAUGUAGUUCAGGCUGGCCUCAAACUUAUGACCUUCCUGCCUCCACCUCCCAAGUGCUGGGAUUACAGGCAUGCCACUACGGUGCCCAGGAUCUUGAGAAAGCAUUUUAAAGUGCAUGUUUUUGUUAUAAAGUGCUGGUGACAUUUCUCAUUUAAGUGAUCCCAGACAGGGAGGAUCUUGGUAUUAAUUGGUAUGACUCUCAUCUAACUGCUUUUAAGUUCAUAGUAAGUAAAGAAAUCUAAUUUCAUCAUGUAGAGGCUGAAAUAUCUUUUCCCUUCUCAUCUUGGUCAUCUGCAUGGCAGUCUGUUCAGUUUUUCCCAGUAUUAACAAUAUGGAAAACACUGAACAUAAAUAGCUGAAUGUAAUGCUCGUCACUGAGUAGCACAAAGAUUAUAUCCGACUUCACCAACCCCUAUGACUAACAAAGCCUCAUUUGUGAAAGACAAACUGAUCAGAAAAACACACCCAGCACAAACAAAUGAUUAAGCUUAAAACCCUU